Molecule: messenger RNA, 1407 nt
Organism: Acyrthosiphon pisum (pea aphid)
Lineage: Eukaryota; Metazoa; Arthropoda; Insecta; Hemiptera; Aphididae
Exons: 1
Coding region: 1-1407 (468 amino acids)
Source: RefSeq, a predicted model, not a curated record
AUGUCGUUAGAUCGACUUGUCACUACUUUCAAUAAUGAACAAAAACAUAUUCUGUCAACACUUGCUGAGGCCGACGAAGUAGACAAAUUUAUGGAAGUGGAUGAAAACGUCACCGAAACAAUGCAAUCAAUGUGUGAUCAGAUUAAUGUAAUAGUAGCAAAGUUAAAACCGAAUGCUUCGAUAUCCGCUCCACGCAAUGAUACGAGCAAUGAUAGGAGUCAAUCUUCUGUGCAAUCACUGAUCUUACCACGAAUAGAGAUACCAAAAUUUGAUGGAAAUAUCAUUGAAUGGUGCUCAUUCCGUGAUAUGUUUACAUCUUUGGUGCACGACAACAAACAUUACGAAGAUAUUGAGCGUUUCCAUUACCUGUUGUCUUAUUUAUUAGGUCCACCGUUAACAAUAGUAAAGGCGGUGCCACUUACAGCUGACAAUUAUUCUAUUGCUUGGAACGCGCUUAAAAAUCGGUAUGAUAAUAAGCGCCUAUUGGUUACUGCGCACAUUGAAAAACUAUUUGCAUUUGCGCCGUUAACAAAGGAAUCUCCUGUAUCACUUUCAUUGUUCGUCAAUACCUUUCGGGAAAAUGUAUCAGCUAUACAAGCUCUUGGAGUUGGAGACUUGGCUGGUUUUAUAUUAUUCUACAUCGGUUCACGCGUUAUUGAUCCUUUGACACGACGAUUAUUUGAGGCUACUGUUGUGAAAAAUGAAAUACCUGAUUUGAACUCAUUAUUAGAUUUCGUAUCACAACGAUGUAACGUUUUAGAAAACGUCGGCAGUAGUUUUAGCAUUAGUUGUGUGGAAAAUAAUGAAAAGACCUUAGGGAAGACAACGAUUAAGAAGAUCCAGGGCAAGAAGUCCGAGAAGACAUCGUUAGCCGUGGUCAACCCCGCCAAGUCAAAAAAGUGUUUGUUUUGUGGACACCCACAUGCAAUUUACAAGUGUUUUGGAUUCCGAAAGCUAACAGUUACCAGUCGCCGCGAUUUUGUCAAUAAAAAUCAAUUAUGUUUUGUUUGUUUGAACAGUGGACACACGAGCAGUGCGUGUCCUACGUCUUUUACGUGCCGUACGUGUUCGAGUAAACAUAGUACAUUACUACAUUUGACAGAUGAUACUACAAAAUCGAGUACCGAUAAGACAAAUGACAACUCCGAACGAGCUACAAGUUGUAAUGCAACACAGUUUUCGGGAGUUACACAUACGGAAACCACUGUUUUGUUGGGAACGGUCGUAGUUAGGGUUCGUGACAAUACAGGAGCCUUACAAACAGUCAGGGCAGUGUUAGACAGUGGAUCACAGGUGUCCGCAAUGACAGUAGAUUGUGUCCACCGGUUAGGUUUGACGCGAAGGAAGUGUCCUGUUGAGGUCAUUGGACUUUCCCAAACCGGUUACCACUGUCAAAGGUCAGACUAA